AUGGUAACGUCUUUCAGGAAAGGCCCGGGAGCCCGGCGCCUGCUGCUCUCGCUUCUCUUUGCAACCUGGGAGGUGGGCAGCGGGCAGCUCCACUACUCGGUUCCCGAGGAGGCCAAGCACGGCACCUUCGUGGGCCGCAUCGCGCAGGACCUGGGACUGGAGCUGGCGGAGCUGGUGCCGCGCCUGUUCCGCGUGGCGUCCAAGGGCCGCGGGGACCUUCUGGAGGUGAAUCUGCAGAAUGGCAUUUUGUUUGUGAAUUCUCGGAUCGACCGCGAGGAGCUGUGCGGGCGGAGCGCGGCGUGCGGCAUCCACCUGGAGGUGAUCGUGGAGCAGCCGCUGCAGGUUUUCCAUGUGGAGGUGGAGGUGAAGGACAUUAACGACCACCCGCCCGUGUUUCCGUGGUCACAGAAAACAGUGUCCAUUUCAGAAUCUAGGCUGCCUGACUCUCGGUUUCCACUAGAGGGCGCGACGGACUCGGACAUCGGCGCAAAUGCUGUUCUAACCUACAGGCUCACUCCCAGUGAUUACUUUUCACUGAACGUAAUUUCGAAAAGCGAUCAGAAUAAAUUGAUAGUACUUGUAUUAAAGAAAUCCUUAGACAGAGAAGAAAUCCGUGAGCACGCGUUGCUACUGACAGCCACAGAUGGAGGCAAACCUGAACUCACAGGCAGCGUUAAACUGCUUAUCAAGGUACUAGACGUCAAUGACAACGCUCCUGAGUUUCAGCAAUUGGUGUAUGAAGUAAAUCUUCGGGAAAACGCCAUUAAUUGGACAUCUGUGAUAACGUUAAAUGCUUCAGAUGUGGAUGAAGGUCCCAACCAAGAGAUUACCUAUCAUUUUAGCAAUGAUGUUUCUUCCAGGAUAACAGAAAUAUUCACCAUCAUUUUGAAUACUGGAGAGAUAAGACUAAAGGGGAAUUUAGAUUAUGAAGAAAUCACUUCUUAUGAAAUCCUAGUGGAAGCAGUAGAUAAGGGGCUUCCACAAAUGAGAGGACACUGCACAGUCCUGGUGAAUAUCCUGGAUAUGAAUGAUAAUGCCCCUGACGUGUCCGUAACUUCGCUGUCUUUGCCCAUCAGAGAGGACGCUCCACAGGGCACCGUCAUCGCCCUGCUCAACCACGGCGAGCCUCCGCUGGCGGCCACGGCCACCGUGCUGGUGUCGCUGGUGGAGAACGGCCAGGCGCUGAAGACGUCUUCGCGCGCGGCGGCGGCGGCGGCGGCGGGCGCGGCGGGCGGCGCGGCGGCGCUGGUGGACGUGAACGUGUACCUGAUCAUCGCCAUCUGCGCAGUGUCCAGCCUGCUGGUGCUCACGCUGCUGCUGUACACGGCGCUGCGCUGCUCGACGCCGGCCGCAGGGGGCGCGUGCGGGCCGGGGAAGCCGGCGCUGGUGUGCUCGAGCGGGGUGGGCAGCUGGUCGUCGUCGCAGCAGAGGCGGCCGCGGGUGUGCUCUGGGGAGGGGCCGCCCAAGACCGACCUCAUGGCCUUCAGCCCCAGCCUCCCUCCCGGUGGGAACGUGGCAGAAAGAAAUGAACAUACAGAAGGAAAUUCGGAUCUUUCCGGUAAUGUAAGUCUUAUUUUGGCGAUUUUAUAUAACUUAUUUAAGAACAUGCAUAUAUUCAAGUAA
Messenger RNA from Echinops telfairi (small Madagascar hedgehog), 1623 nucleotides. Its product is annotated as protocadherin alpha-13. The record is from RefSeq and is a predicted model, not a curated record. NCBI's taxonomy places the organism in Eukaryota, Metazoa, Chordata, Mammalia, Afrosoricida, Tenrecidae. Gene Ontology annotation, biological process: homophilic cell-cell adhesion. The transcript has 2 exons. The coding region runs from base 1 to 1623 and encodes 540 amino acids. Gene Ontology annotation, cellular component: plasma membrane. Gene Ontology annotation, molecular function: calcium ion binding.